Messenger RNA from Thelazia callipaeda (thelaziosis nematode), 2847 nucleotides. The record is from the annotation of a GenBank genome assembly. NCBI's taxonomy places the organism in Eukaryota, Metazoa, Nematoda, Chromadorea, Rhabditida, Thelaziidae.
AUGGUAUCUACUGAGAAGCGACCUAUCCCAGCACCACGUACUACCUUAAUCGGUAGAAAACCGGCGGUGCCUAAACGUGGUGUAGAAAUCAACUUCUCUAAUUCUCAUUUCAUUCUUCCUAGCUCUAGAGAAUGUUUUUCACAGCGUAAUAAUAUUCUAACAUUUCAAAGGCAGCUCAGCUCAAGCAACAACUUUCAUCGCGCAAAUUCUUUGUCUGACAUUAGGAAUCGGAGUGUAGUAAGCGUUCGUCGUUCUGCCUCAUUUCAUUUGUGUAUAUGCAGUGUUCAGAAAAAUAGUUUGACAAGCAAUAAUUCUGGAAAAAAAUGGCAUUGGGAAGGGGUCGAUGAUUCCAAUGAUUCACAUCUGCAUUCAGGCUAUAACUCAAAUACGAGAUUUUCGGAAUCGGGACACGUUGCGCGAAUAACGAAAAUGAUAAAUUCUGCAAAUUCUCAAAGCACAUCAACCUUCAUGAAUAAACCAGUUGUCUCUUCAACAAGUAAAAUGGAGACUGCAAAUGUGCAGUUACCUGUUGUGAAGUCGUGCUGUUCCUUGAAUAGAAGUACCAUUACGACUGUUGAAGACAGUAACAAAGAUAGUAGUUCAUUUAAUGAGACCGGAAAUCAAAAAUAUGAUAAUACUAUGGAAUCGGGAAGUGUUCCGGCAGAAAUUCCACGGUGUGGUUUGUGGAACUCCGGUUACAUUGGUCUUGAGGCUUAUAUUAAGAUGAUGGAGCAAUGUUUCGAAAAUGUGCAAACGAAUCCUAGAUCUGUUACCAAUACCAACUUUUUGGAUAAACUUUAUACGGAAGUAGAAUCAGCAAGUAUGGCAAAGGCAGCUCAACAUGAUAGUGGUGAAAAAUUAGAUGAUCAUCCUCUUAUGCUAGAAAACUUUCCACUUUCUAAUUGGGCCGAAAUUGUUGUUGGUAAAAAAGAAUAUGGCAAAUUAUGGGUAGUGAUCGUGGACAAUUUUUUAUCUUGUUGGACUAGUGAGAUUACGGAUGGUUGUCCUAUAGUUGGCCCAUACAACCUUAAAAAUACUUUGUUUGUUGGAAAAAAUCCAUCAGAUGAUAGUAUUGAAUUGCAUAUUCGAGAAAAUUUUCUUUGUAGUCAUUGGACACAUCUAAAGCUUGUAUCAAUCGCUGAUGUCGAAAAAUGGAUUUCAAAUAUUGUAAAGUGUAUCAUGCCCAAGAAUGAUUUACUGCUGUACAGUUUGAAGAAUUUGAGCGCUGGGGGUAACUUAUGGAUUCGACAGGGAACAGCUUGUGCAUGGACAAGUGGUUGGAUGUUUCUUGAUAACCAUAAGCUAUUUUAUACAUUGGAUAAUUGUUCCAUGUUAUUCGAACUUGAUAUACGUAAAUUCAUUGGAAUGAAAAGUGCAUUAAGUAAAGUUGAUUGGUGCGCUUCAGUUGUUGGUUCUUUAAAAGGACCUUUUCUCUUACUGCAAGAAGGAGGCUCUCUAUUUGUUCAAGCUGAGCAUGAUUCCGUUACAUUUACAUGGAUUAAUUUACUAAAGCAUCAAAUGGCAUGUAGUGGUUAUAGAUUGGAAGAUUCAAAGUUAACAUCAGACGACGUUCCAGUUAUUGUAGACAAGUGCAUAAAAUUCAUCUCAACAUAUGGUCUUCUUCAUCCUGGUCUCUAUCGUUGUAGUGGUUCAGCCAUAAAAGUUCGAGCUCUAUUAUCGGAAUUUAGGAAAGAUCCUAUUAAUUUGCAUUUGUUACCUGGAUCUGAUGACAUUAUUAAUGUCGUGGCAGACGUACUUCGAUCAUUUUUUAGGCAGCUUGAUUCCCCACUUGUUCCGUAUCAUAUUCAAGACCGUCUCUUUGCUGUUUUUAAUAUGAAAGACUCGUCUAGGUUAGAUGAAUAUCAUGAAAUUCUGAUGGGGUUACCGCGGAUACGUAUUCAGACAUUAAGACGUGUGCUUGAUCAUUUGAAAGAUGUUACGGAACAUGCAAAUGCCAAUUUAGCAACUGUAGAAAACAUUGCCAAAGUUUUUGGCCCUACUUUGCUUUCAGUUCAACGGGAUAGUGAAUUAAGCAGCAGUUUUUCCGGUAUGAUGCGACAAAUAAAUCUUGUCAAGGAUCUUCUCACUUAUUAUGCAUCUAUAUUUCGCAUUUCAGCACGUGAAAUGUGUAUUAAAUCGAAGAUAAACAUGUUGCAAGAAAAACCUAAUCAAACGAAGGCUCGUGCAGAUGGCUUUCUAGUUCCGGUACAUAUUCUGGAAAAAGAUAAUCAUACGUUUAAUGUUCAGUCUUCAUCAAAUGCAGAACAGGUUUGUGACGCUGCUCGGAAUAGACCAGCGAUUCGUAAUGAAACUGAUGUUAAUACUUUUGCGUUGUUUGAGGAAAUAAAGUAUGGUCAGCUGGAAAGGCGAGUAAAUCCACCUGAAAAGAUGAGUUCCAUGAUUACUUGUCGAUGGCUUGAUUGGGAACCAUCCGAAUGCUUUUUACUAUUUAAAAGGGAUCCCAUUCCUUAUUCGUUUCAGCUCUCAUAUCCGUUUGCUGAUGAUGUGCGAAUAGCGGAGCCAGGCACGAAAUCAUAUAAUAUUGGCCAUCUGAAAUUGGAAGCGGGGGUGGUUGCAUAUUACAAUAAGAAUCUGAAGAAAGUGAACCAGUGGCAUACGGAUGAAAUACUGUGGUAUAUAGGGCAUGAAGGUGGUCGUAAGCCACCCUAUCCAUAUACGUUGACAUUUAUAUUACCGAAAGAUCAUAAUUUCAAGUAUAAGUCGAAAUAUAUGGGUUAUUGUGUCGCGUUUCGAGAGGUUACGCUUAGAGCGCAAUGGCUUAAUGCAGCAGUUAGUUCACAGCAUGAUUUUCGUGAAAAUUCUAAUAUGCCAUUACUGCAGAUUUAA